AUGCCUAUCGCUGGAGGCAUGUCCCAUAUGAUACCCACUCAUGUUCUGAGAGUCGGUCAAACUAUACACCUGGACCCGGAUCAGGAGGUAGUCACUCACUGCUCGCAAGCUAGUGAGCCCAACAGUCGCCAUGAUGAAGUGGAUUUUAACAUUUCCCUGGAAAACCUCAACCAGCUCAUGCUGGAACUGGAUCCAACCUUUGAACCAAUUCAAGUCAACAAAAACCAUCCGUGCAUCAGUCCAGCAGGAGAAGGAUACUGCUCCACAUCCACUGCGUCCCAAAGUAUUCCGAUCCCCAGGCCAAGCAGCAUAAGUUUCAGCCCCUCAGGCACACUGGUCUUUUCUGACUCUGGCUCCUCUUCCCGGCCUCCGCUGCCAUGUGGAAAUGCAUCCAAACCAAAUCCCUCAAUAAGACAAGAUCUAUCCUGUUCCCAAGGCUCCAUACGCUUAUCUUACCCAAAUAGGAACAGCGCUGCUUCGCUACUCUCUACAUCAACAUGUUCAGAUACCAGCUACAUCCUUGGCAGCACUCUGUCUUUGGCCAGCGAAGAUGCAGAUGGUCUUGGGUCAUUCCUCCCUCUCAGCGAUGGGUGCAGGAUGAAGUACCAAGAUGGGUCAGAAAAGCAGGGACAGGAGAUGCCAACCGAACACUCCAUGAGCAGUCCUGAGCAGUCACUUUCUGGUUCUUUCACUGAUAUUCCGAUGUUGCUGAUCAAUGGCUUACCACAUCGCGACAAUAAAAAAUCCCCGACUUCUGAAGACAAAGUAGCACCAAAACUGUUUCAUCACAGUUCUGAAGCCCAUUUAAGUGGGAGUCAUUCAUCAAUGAAAUUCGUUAUGGACUCUUCAAAAUUUUGGUUUCGGCCACAUAUAAGCAGAGCAGAAGCUGAAGCAUUUGUGAAGGACAAGGAGCCUGGAACAUUUGUGGUGAGAGACAGUACCACAUACAGAGGAAGUUUUGGUCUUGCCAUGAAGAUUGACCAAACAGUAACCAGUUCUACCACAUCUGCUGAUAUGGGCGAGAGCAGCUCUCAGUUUGUCAAACACUUCCUAAUCGAAUCAACAGCAAAGGGUGUCCGCCUUAAAGGCUCUUCUCAGGAACCGUACUUCGGAAGCCUUUCUGCGUUGGUGUUCCAGCACACUAUUUCCCCUUUUGCUUUACCCUGCAAAUUACUGCUCCACUCACAAGCUUGCAACUUCAUCUACCUGAAUGCUGUCCCAACUGAGAUGUUGACAGGACCUUGUGCAGUCGAAAGGGCGGUGUCCUUAACACUCCAGCUACCGUCAGGCUCCUUUGAGCCCUCCAUCGUUAACCUGAAAGUCUCUUCAAAGGGUAUCACACUGACAGACAUUAACAGGAAGCAGUUUUUCAGACGACAUUACCCCGCUCACUUGCUUAGCUAUGGUGGAAAUGAUCCAGAUGAUCGAAGAUGGCGAAAAGGGUCAACAUUUGGUGCAAGGAUGUUUGGCUUUGUGGCAAAAGGCGUGGAAGCAGGAAUGGAAAAUGUGUGCCAUGUUUUCGCUGAAUAUGAUCCUCUGCAGCCCUGCAGCCCAGCUGUCAAAGUUAUUCAGGCUGUCAUAGCCAAAUAA
Nerophis lumbriciformis (worm pipefish) is the source of this 1590-nucleotide messenger RNA. NCBI's taxonomy places the organism in Eukaryota, Metazoa, Chordata, Actinopteri, Syngnathiformes, Syngnathidae. The record is from RefSeq and is a predicted model, not a curated record.